This is a messenger RNA of Osmia bicornis bicornis, 416 nucleotides long. Its product is annotated as dynein beta chain, ciliary-like. NCBI's taxonomy places the organism in Eukaryota, Metazoa, Arthropoda, Insecta, Hymenoptera, Megachilidae. The record is from RefSeq and is a predicted model, not a curated record. The transcript has 2 exons. The coding region runs from base 108 to 416 and encodes 102 amino acids.
UCGCAUUCUAAAGGCGAAUUUUUGUCUGUUUUGUUUGAAUAACACCUAAAUUCAUCGACUUUCACGCUCAGGAGAUAAUUAACAAGUUCUUCGGUACGCCAUCGGAGAUGAUCCUUGUGUUGCAUCUGACACCCAGUGGUCUGCUGGUGCCCUAUCUCGAGAUAACGCAAUCCAAGAAGAAGGUGUCGUACUUCGUAAAGAGAAAAGCUCAAACGGUCACCGAAGUUAAUGUCAGGGAGUUGUUGAUACCUGGCGACAUGGCGCCAAACCCUAUCGAAGAAUUGGCAGUGCUCGUUGAAGACGCAUAUGUACCUAUAUUGUCUAAUCCAAAAAACCACGUUGGAUGGCCGGAAGUCGUGCGAAAGGAUGUGAAGAAACAAGUAUACAAUCUUCGUAGCUUGAUAUGGCAGGUAUGA